AUGUCUGAUGAGAAUAUACAGCAGUUUAUGGCUUUGUCCAAUGCGCCUCUAGAGGUCGCUCAAACGUAUUUGAACGAAUUUCCUGAUCUCGGGGACGCCUUGGAUGCAUUCUAUGCGGCUCAAAACGGAACUUCUGUAUCGUCAGAAGCACAAGAGCCUCAAAGUUCCCGCGCCUUAGGAAAUGUGGGAAAUGACAUCUCAAGCUCCAAGGGUUCUAGGGUGCCCUCCAAGUCCUCAUCCCCAGCAGCCGUCAAGAGAACUGGAAACUCAACUCCCAAGUUUAAGAGCUUUUCUGAUAUUUUGAAAGAAAAUACUCAAGACGAGGAUGAUGAACAGAGAAACACAUUUGCUGGAGGAGAAACCUCUGGUUUAGAAGUUGCUGACCCAGGUGAUCCAGACUCACUGAUAAGAGACCUGCUAGAGAAGGCAAGAAGAGGAGGUCAGAAACCUAGCAGUCACGAGGAUGAAAACGCUUCUGGCACAAGUCAAGAUAAAGAACAUCAUUUCACAGGGAAAGGUUUCAGACUCGGAUCGUCACUUGAUGCCCCAGCUCAAGUUACCAAUGAUACCCCGGAGGAACCAUUACCUUCGAGACCUCAAAAGGUUACACGCGAGAUUACGUUCUGGAAAGAAGGGUUCCAAGUCAAUGACGGAGAUCUGUACCGGUACGAUGACCCCGCAAAUAGUUACUACUUGAACGAAUUGAAUCAAGGUCGGGCGCCUUUGCGCUUAUUGAACGUCGAAUUUGGCCAAGAAGUGGACGUGAACGUUAAUAAGAAACUGGACGAGAGCUUCAAGCUACCCAAACGUAAAGUGCAGGGGUUCCACGGAAAAGGUCAUAGGUUGGGGUCACCUUUUCCGGGUGAAUCUGUAUCGCCUGAAGCGGCGCCAGAGCCAACUGCUAAGGACAGCUCGCCACCACUUGAAGAUAAAACAGAGGAGCCUAAGGGGGACACUAGUGUUCAAAUCAGGUACGCUAGCGGGAAGAGAGAGGUGUUGCGGUGCAAUUCCAAUGAUACUGUAAAGUUCUUGUAUGAUCACGUCAAGGAAGGAACGAGCACCAAUAAAGUGUUCACUUUGAAUCAUGCUUUCCCAGUAAAACCCAUCGAGGACUUUGAAAAAUGUCUGAAGGACGAAGGACUGUGUAACGCCGUUGUUGUCCAGAGAUGGGUCUAG
Molecule: messenger RNA, 1176 nt
Organism: Lachancea nothofagi CBS 11611
Lineage: Eukaryota; Fungi; Ascomycota; Saccharomycetes; Saccharomycetales; Saccharomycetaceae
Source: the annotation of a GenBank genome assembly